Molecule: messenger RNA, 1081 nt
Organism: Fusarium odoratissimum NRRL 54006
Lineage: Eukaryota; Fungi; Ascomycota; Sordariomycetes; Hypocreales; Nectriaceae
Exons: 1
Coding region: 71-904 (277 amino acids)
Source: RefSeq, a predicted model, not a curated record
AGAUUUCGCAAAAGCAUCAUCUGUCAUUCACAUCUGCCUUCUGGUUUCCGUGAGUCAAAACAGUGGUACAAUGGCACUCUUACGUAUGAAUACGACUCCUGUUCACCAGGUUCAUCCAUAUAUUCGGAUCAUACUACUAGUCACUCUUCUAAACUGCGGCUUAACAAUUCUCUUUUUCUCUCACCUCAUCUUCUUUCCAACCCUUGCUAGACAGCAUAUUCCUCUCGACACGAUCAGAUCAUCAGUCAAGCAUGUUUUGCGACCGUUGGCCAGAAGACCGGAUGUAUCAAAGUCAUGUGUUGAAGGACACCGAGAAGUCCUUGCCUCUGGAUAUACCGUGGAGCUAAAAUGCAACAUGUACCGGCAAGGAGUGACAUACGAUGAAGUAUCCUCAUUCAGUGAAUGCGCAGCUGUUUGCGAGUCACUAGAUAUUGAUGUAUGCUCGUACCAUCCGCCGUCAAAACGCUGUGUCGUGUCCAGCCUUCAUGGAAGAGAUGUUUCCCGAGAAGGCGCCUACUACAUGACAAAAGUCGAAACCAGCGACAGACAAGACAGCGAUUCCUUGGAAUUUGAAGAUCCCUUUGAGGUGGAGCCAGCACAAGAGAAAGACGACUGCCUUCACCGCCUAGCUCGCCUCGAAGCCGAACUGGAACAUUCUCGCUCGGAAACGAUUAUACCCACGCCUUUGUGCGGCGUACAAGGCAUCGCUAUCCACGGUCGCAUCGACAUGAUAAAUGUCUCAGGCGUCGACGCAUGCAAAGCUAUCUGUCUCGCCAACCCAUCAUGUCAAGCUUACUCUGCGUCCGACGACCCGGGAGAUUGGUGUUAUAUCUUUGACAGACCGCACGGGGGCGCAACGACGAAUUAUUAUCGCCACUUGCACACAUAUGAUCGCGACUGUUAGAAAGAUUUUCAUUAGGCGAGAUAGAUCGAGAGCGUUUCAAUUGACAGUGUCGGAAUGCGUUAGCCGAAACCGCAGCCGACAUCCGCGGAAUCGGAAAUAUGGCAUCGUGGUGGAGCACGGCUGUCAAAGCUUGGGCAGCGACUAGUGAAAACCCCGCAGUAUAAUAGCUGAAGAACA